Molecule: messenger RNA, 2350 nt
Organism: Mangifera indica (mango)
Lineage: Eukaryota; Viridiplantae; Streptophyta; Magnoliopsida; Sapindales; Anacardiaceae
Product: YTH domain-containing protein ECT3-like
Exons: 7
Coding region: 122-1981 (619 amino acids)
Biological process (GO): mRNA destabilization
Cellular component (GO): cytoplasm
Molecular function (GO): mRNA binding
Source: RefSeq, a predicted model, not a curated record
UAAACCCCAUGAAUUGGGUUUUGGCGGCUCCCUCUUAUGUUUUUCAAGCUCUUUCUUCUCUUCUAAUUUCAUCUCUCUAGGGUUUUUUUCCUCUCUCUAAGUCAAGACCGUUAAUUUGGGCAUGGCAACCCUUUCUUCCUCCUCUGAUCGUAUCCUUUUUGGGUUUUCUCAUCUGGAAACUGCAGAUUUGCUGCAGAAUUUGUCGUUAGACUCUGAAAACAAGGCUACAAACUAUGCUAGCAAGGGCCAAUAUGUUGAUAAUGCUGCUCACAUGUACAGCUAUGGUUAUUCACCAUAUGGAAUAUAUCCCUCACCAGGUGAUGGUCAACUGCAAGGGCUCCAGCAAUACCACUAUCCAAGUCCUUUUUACCCACCUUAUGCUCCUCAAGGUGCAGGUUCAACUUCAGUGACGGCUGAAACAAAUAAAGGAAGCGUCAAUGCUGUAGCAAAAGAUUCCAGUGUUAGUGGGAAUAAUGGGUCAAAGCCACUGAGACCAAGUUACCAGAACUCAAAUUUAGAUCCAAAUGGUUCUUAUAGAGGGGGAGGCUUAUCAACAGCAGUUCCUUCAAGAUAUCAUGAUCCUAGAUAUAGUUUUGAUGGAAUUCAUUCCCUAACUGCUUGGUAUGAUUCCUCAGUAUUUUCUUCUGGUGGGCAGUCUGAACAUGCUGCCAAUGCUGGGUUUACUUCAUCUCAUUCCAACAAUUAUCCAUCUGGGAGGAAUCAGAAUCAUCAUUCUCAUCCACAUGUCACGAAUCUGCACCAUACAAGACCAACAUCUGGCUUUGGUGAAACUUAUGAUUAUGUGAAUCCGAUGUAUGCAAACAACACAAUGUAUGGCCAUUAUGGAAACGCAUAUAGGGCGGGCUCUGGUUUUGGAUCCUUUGGCUAUGAUUCAUGGAUGGGAGGGCAAGGAUGGUAUACUGUUGACAGUAAGUAUAAACCUAGGGGUCGUGUCUAUGGUGCAUCUGGCUCAGGCAAAGAAAAUGGGGAUGGUUUAAAUGAGAUGAAUAAGGGACCAAGGGCCAAGGGCUUUAAGAACCAAGAGGGGUUUGGUCCCAUUACACUAGCAGUUAAAGGACAGAACCUUACAUCCACUGAGAGCAAUGCAGAGGAUAAGUCGCCUCUUGUCGCAGACAAGAAGUACAAUGGAGAGGAUUUUCUUGUUGAGAGUUAUGUAAAUGCAAAAUUUUUUGUAAUAAAAUCUUACAGUGAGGAUGAUGUUCAUAAAAGUGUUAAGUAUAAUAUGUGGACCAGUACGCCUAAUGGCAAUAAGAAGCUUGAUGCGGCAUAUCGUGAAGCUAGGGAGAAGCCCAAUGACUGUCCUGUAUUCCUAUUAUUCUCUGUCAAUGCCAGUGGGCAGUUUGUUGGUUUAGCAGAGAUGACUGGUCCUGUUGACUUUGACAAAACUGUGGAGUACUGGCAACAGGAUAAGUGGAUUGGUUGCUUCCCUCUUAAGUGGCAUAUUAUUAAGGAUGUACCAAAUAGCUCACUGAGGCAUAUAACACUUGAAAACAAUGAAGAUAAGCCUGUAACUAAUAGUAGGGACACUCAAGAGGUUAAUUUUGAGCAAGGUAUUCAAAUUCUGAAAAUUUUCAAGUCUCAUUCUAGUAAGAGAUCCAUCCUGGAUGAUUUUGGGUUUUAUGAAUCUCGCGAGAAGAUUAUGCAAGAGAAAAAGGCCAAGCAAAUCCAGUUACCAAAACAGGUAAUAGAGGGAAAGCCUGGCAAAGUUUUUAGUGAUGACAAAGACAAAGAUGCAAAGAUAGGAAAAGAUAAUGAGAAAAAGUAUUUAGGCGAAGCAUUGAUAAAGGACAAAGUAAUUACAACAGCAACACCAGUGGAGGAAGCAAAUGGAGAGGUGAAUAAGUUAGAAGAGGCUGAAUCGGCUGCAGCAGUUGAAGAGACCGUCACCAAAGGUUCAAAAUCACCUGUUGUAUUGUCUGGCAAGACGGGUUCUUCAAACGGAGUAGCAAGUGCUUGCUAAUUGUUUCCCUGGACUGUUUUCUUUGAAUUAGAAUAGAAUCGAAGUUGGUUAAUUCCAUGACAUCAUUUACAAGUUAUCUAUUAUUCCGUUAAGGGUAGUAGGAAGAGAAGGCUUCUCAGCUUUCUUAUACAUGGUUAUUGUGAGGCAGAAAGACUGCUCUAAACCCUGAAGAUUACAUACUAUGUUUCUUUUCUGUUUGGAUGCCAUUUUUCUUGCUAUUUCAAUUGUUAAAUUUUAGUAUAAAUUCAUGUUUCCUUUACCAUUUUAAACCAUUUUCAUUUCUUCAGGUUCAUAUGUAAUUUUUUCACCUAGUUAUACUGAUUCCUGGAGGGGGUUUUAAUGAGAAGUUGGUUUGUACUAUCCUCAUAA